Messenger RNA from Drosophila serrata, 1281 nucleotides. RefSeq names its product Gustatory receptor 97a (gene Gr97a). The record is from RefSeq and is a predicted model, not a curated record. Lineage: Eukaryota; Metazoa; Arthropoda; Insecta; Diptera; Drosophilidae. Gene Ontology annotation, cellular component: membrane. Gene Ontology annotation, biological process: sensory perception of taste.
AUGAGAUUCGUGCGCAAGCAAACACGUCGUAUAAGGACCUUAUGGCUUCGGUUCCUCCCCCGACAAUUCCGGCGGUGGAAGCACCACAGCCAGUUGGUAUUUGUGUGCCUUAGUAUAACCAUAACGUUAAAUACCCUUUAUGGAUUUUAUCCCGGACUCUUUUCUCUAAAACGUAGAAAGUUUGUAUUUUCUAAAGUGAUUGCGGCUUACUGUUUCGCAGUGGCCUCGAUAUUUUUAUUGUUUUAUAUUUGGCACAUCUAUAAGGAAGUGUCGGAGGGAUAUAUAAGCCUACGCCAUACUAUAGAAACGUAUUGCUACAUGAAUGUCGCCGUUUGCCUCAUAAACUUCAUCACCCAGUGGCCGAUAAUAAAGCCAGUUCUACAAUUCCAAAAUAGUGUACCUCUCUUUGAGGUCCUUAAUUCCUUUGACAUUCCCAUGAUGUUAGUGUGGAGGGCCUUUAUCUACGCUGUCCUCAAAAUUCUCGUUUGUCCGCUGGUCGAGUAUAUAACCCUGAUUCUCUACCAAAGACGGGCCCAACCGGACCUUAGUUGGACCAGUUUUGCAAAUAUCAGGACGAUGCUGCCACUGAUAGUUUCCAAUCAGAUAAACAACUGCUUCUUUGGAGGUCUGGUAAUAGCCAACUCAAUAGUGGCAGCGAUUAAUAAAAAGUUACUCAGCAUAGUCAAGGAGGCCAAUAUGCUGCAAACUCCUGGCCAAAUGAAUCUGCAGAAACCCUAUUAUCGAAUGCGUCGCUUCUGCGACUUGGCCGAUGAAUUGGAUGAACUGGCGAAGAAAUAUGGCCUGACUGCCUGGUACUCCAAGGAAUAUUUGCGGUUCACAGACUGGUCUAUGAUCCUGUCCAUGUUGUCAAUGAACCUAAUUGGUAUUACGCUGGGCUUGUACAAUCAGUAUCUGACCAUUGCUGAUUACUAUAUUAACGAGGAGUCCUUCGAUCUCUUUCUGGCCAUUGAUCAGUUGGUGUUUUUAACAGUUCCCUUCAUGGAAAUUUUCAUGGUUGCCAGAAUAAGCAAUCAAAUGUUGCAGGAGACCAGGAGAACCGGAGAUCUCUUGCAACGCUUUGAUCUGCAGCACGCGGAUAUCCGAUUUAAACAAGUCGUUAAUGCCUUCUGGCUACAGGUCUCCACGAUUGACUACAAAUUGAUGCCUCUGGGUCUCUUAGAGCUAAAUACAUCCUUGGUUAAUACAGUUUUUUCAGCCGUCAUUGGAUACUUGUUGAUUCUUAUUCAGAGUGACUUGACACUCCGAUUUUCACUUAAAUAA